Messenger RNA from Mercenaria mercenaria, 2595 nucleotides. RefSeq lists its product as uncharacterized. The transcript has 2 exons. The record is from RefSeq and is a predicted model, not a curated record. NCBI's taxonomy places the organism in Eukaryota, Metazoa, Mollusca, Bivalvia, Venerida, Veneridae. Gene Ontology annotation, molecular function: zinc ion binding. The coding region runs from base 134 to 1900 and encodes 588 amino acids.
UUGAAGACAAUAGAUACUAUCAAAAUAUUUAUAGACCGUGCCUUUUAAAAAUUAAAAGCCAUAGUGGGUUCUAAAUGGUGCCAACUGAGAUAUUGAACGUAAAUAUGAAGUAAAGGCAAUACUGCAUGUAAAAAUGGGAAAGAAACAAGCUGCUGCAAAUAUUCAGCCGCCGGCUGCCGCGAAUUCUCAGCCGCCAGCUGCCGCAAAUUCUCAGCCGCCGGCCGGGAAGAAAGUGCCAAUGAUAAACACCGCGUCUGAGGGCGAGUUUCGGUGUACAACUUGUGAACGAGAGAGCAUACAGACAGAAGCGAGCAACUUCUGUGUGGACUGUGAGGCUAACUUGUGUCCAACAUGUGUGAGCCAACACAAGAAGUUUCCGACGAUGCGAGGUCAUAAGAUUCUGGGAAAAUCGGCUCGUCGGCACAUCAACAUGGACGUUGAGGAAGAAGAGAAUUUACUGGAAUGUCACAAUCAUCCCGGAAAAAUGGUGGACAUGUACUGCCCGGAACAUGACGAGGUCUCAUGCGGCGGUUGCAUGGCCGUAUACCAUAAGACUUGCUCAGAUGUCGUCUUCAUCUCUGAGGCUUCGAAGAAUAUCUUGAAAGGUAAACAAUACAAAGAUAAUAAGACAAAUGUCCAAAAAAUGAAGAAAGAAUUUGAGCAACUCAAAGCCACCGUUGAAAAGGGUCUUCUAAAUCUAGCGGAGCAAAAUGAUCGUGUUUUAGCAACCAUGAAGGAUAUACGUGUGAGAGUCAAUGAGCUACUUGAUGAAAUGGAGAGGAAAACUAAGAUUCAGAUGCGAGAAAUAUACACGAGAAAUGCUGUACAAAUAAAUGAAGACAUCCUUAGAUGUGAAGCCAUCCUGAAAUCUAUGCGCCAGUUAGAACGGGAACUUGAAAAGCCGUUAAGUCCAACCAAUUUGGAGCCGGACAUUUUUGUUUACACACACCGAGCCAAACGUAAACUCAUGGAAGGAAAGCAAUACUAUGCCGCCAUAAAAAGGGGUACACUGGGCCAGAGGCUUACAUUUGUUGUCGAACCUAGCAUUGAAGAAUGGCUGUACAACAUGAGAAACGGACUUCUCGGUCAUUUUAUCUUCAAGUAUCGCCUCAAUGAAAUCCAUGUAGGUGUUGAAGAUGACAAGGAAAUAUGUGUCAUCAAUGGUGCUUCUGUUGUCGCCGACGAAAGAAUUCUCAUGACAGACUGGAGUAACCAAAAACUAAAACUCCUCGACAAGUUUUUCACCGUCGUUGACAAUAUUCGCCUACCGUCUGCACCGAACGACGUUUGUCAUAUCUCAACAAACGAGGCAAUAGUCAGCCUUCCCGAUGAGAAAUCACUUCAGCUGGUUAAAGUAGACCCAAAACUCACACUUGGCAAGAAAUUCGACAUUGGAGUAGAAGGACGCGGUAUGGAAUAUUGGGCAGGGGAAUUGUUCAUCAUCUGCGGAGGACUGGAGCACGAGGUCAAAGGGCAUUUACGUGUUUACACACCUCAGGGAAAACUCAUCCGCGCUAUAGAACAUGACCAUUUAAAUGAUGGAAUCUUUUCUAUCCCAAUGCGAAUUGCUGUUUCGAACGACGGUAGCAAAAUUUACGUAACGGAUGGAGAGAAAGGUCUCAUAACGUUGAAAAAAUCGGGAGAAGUAACGCCAGCAUUUUCAGACCCGGAGAUGAAAUGGCCUUGGGGAAUAUGCGUGGAUAAUAACGAUCAGUUAUUCGUAUGCGGAAGCAGUUCCAAUAACAUUAUGCAGGUGCGCGAUAAUUCUAAAAUAGGCGUUACACUGAGGGCUGAAGAUGGGCUCAAGGAUCCAAUGUCGAUAUGCUUCUUUCCAGUCGGAUUUAGACUCAUUGUCACCACAAAUAAAUCCGACUUCAUAAAAGUGUUCACACCCUUGUAAAAUGUUGAACAUAGAAGAGUGUUAUCACAAUUCAAAACUAGAACUCUGUAUCAUCUUUCUUGGUGACGAUUUUGGCAUGACUUGUCCAUGAACAGGUUCAAUCAAACCGAGCCCGCAACAUUUUCGUUUUUGUCGUGAUGAGCGACCUGUGAAGUUUCUACUUUUUCUAUUUUAUAUAGAAAUGCAACAAUUUAUACAGCAGUUAAUUCAGACUCACCAUCAAUAUUUUCUGGAAACUGCUAAAACUAAGAACGACAGAAUUAUCAAACUUUGACUUCUUUAUUUAUUAUUAAUAAGUUUAUACUCAAUGUGCAUGUAUUAUGUUUGGUUUUUUUUUUGUGUUGUUUUACUACACUUGUUUUAAAGAGGUACGUCUCAAGAUAUAUAUCAUGGUGGCGUGCCAUUUCAUUUAACUUUAUUCUUUGAUAAUCGUACGUGUGUAUUUAAGAUUAAAUAUUACCCAUUCAUUUUUAACUUUUCAAUUGUCCUUAUAAAUGGACUAAAAUAGUAUACUGAAAUACAGCCCUUGUCAAUAGAUAAAAACAAUUAAAUUCAGUCAGACAUUUCAAAAGUUAACACAAGCGAAAAUAGAUUUAAAAAGAAAUGCCGUUUAACGGGGUAUAAUUUUUCAUUCUUAUUGUUUAAAGUGUACAUAGGCCAGCUAUUUAUUAUAAUAUACUUCACGUUUGAAUGGA